Molecule: messenger RNA, 966 nt
Organism: Lachnellula hyalina
Lineage: Eukaryota; Fungi; Ascomycota; Leotiomycetes; Helotiales; Lachnaceae
Exons: 2
Coding region: 1-966 (321 amino acids)
Source: RefSeq, a predicted model, not a curated record
AUGGCACCUCUAACCCCCUUCUGGUCCCAACCCUCGCACCCCAAUGUGCAAAAAGUCCAAUUCUCCACCGAGAAAGACUUCACCACCAAAUCCUUCUCGACCAUCUCCCUCCCGCCCUUCGGCUUCUUUGCUAAGCUGGCUUUCCCGCCGUGCACGCUCGCCGAUGAGGCAACGUACGCUACGGUGCAGAUUGGACGCGAGCAGCAUAUGAAUCUGAAUAGCGAUUUGGUGUAUAUAAACCAUAGUUGUGUGCCUAGUGUUAUCUUCGACACAACAUCCCUCAGCAUCCUUGCCGGCCCAUCCGGCCUCCGCGCAGGCCAAGAACUGACCUUCUUCUACCCGAGCACCGAGUGGGACAUGGCGCAGGGCUUCAGCUGUUUCUGCGGCGCGGAAACGUGCCGUGGCUUUAUCAAGGGCGCCAAGGGGAUGGGGAAGGGCGCGUUGGAGGGCGUGUGGUUGAAUGCGCAUAUCCGGGGGUUGCUCGAAGAGCGCGAUGCUGUGGGAAACGGUGCUGUGGGAAACGGUGCUGUGGGAAACGGUGCUGUGGGAAACGGUGCUGUGGAUGUAUCAUCCAGUGCUGUUGAUAUCCCUGCUCCGGCUCCGGCUCCGGCUCCAACGAAUGGGAAUAGCAACGGCAACGAGCACAAAACCGAAAUUGCGAAUGGAGAUAGCAACGCAAAGAACGAAGUCGAUUCUAUGCAGUUCGCGCUCCACUCUUCCCUCCAGCAAGCCGAGCUCCUCGUCUCAGCCGCCAAACACGCCCUCGCUACAUACAUCAGCCAUUACUCCAAGCCUGCCCCUCCAUUCUCCCUGGCCCCGAAUGGAGUGGGGAGUCGAGAGAUGAGCGGCGAGAUGGGUGGGGAUACUUGUAAUGAGAAGGGGGUAGAUGGAAAGCGAAGAGGCGUUACUAGUAGGGAGAUGAGUGGCGAGAUGGGUGGUGAUACUACUGCUGUUUCUUGCGAGUAG